Molecule: messenger RNA, 5386 nt
Organism: Columba livia (rock pigeon)
Lineage: Eukaryota; Metazoa; Chordata; Aves; Columbiformes; Columbidae
Gene: B3GAT1
Product: beta-1,3-glucuronyltransferase 1
Exons: 7
Coding region: 2645-3505 (286 amino acids)
Biological process (GO): carbohydrate metabolic process; chondroitin sulfate proteoglycan biosynthetic process
Cellular component (GO): Golgi membrane
Molecular function (GO): galactosylgalactosylxylosylprotein 3-beta-glucuronosyltransferase activity
Source: RefSeq, a predicted model, not a curated record
GGGAAGGGGCUGUCGGCGCUGCUCUGGAUACAAAGCAGUCAGCCACGCUCUGGCUUCUUCCUCCCGCACCCCCUUGGCUUCCUCCUCCUCCUCCUCCUCCCUGUUUGCACGCUCCCUCCCUCCCUCUUUCACUCUCUUUCUUUCCCUUAACGCCACGCUGCAGAAACGCAGACCUGGGGAACUGGAGCUCCACAGAGGCAGUGGAGGAGGAAGGAGCUCUCCAAUGCUGCUGCUUUGUGAGUGAAACACAGAGGCAAUGAAGGAGUGUCUUGGUUGCUGCCUGGAUUAAGAAAGAAUACAUUAAAAAUUAAAAAAAAUCUGGACCCAACAAACAAGGAAAAAGGGAGAAGAGAAGGAGGAGGAGGUUGCCGGGGGGAGCCCACUCUGGUGGGUGAACAGCCGCUUUGAAUCGUGCCUCUGUUCUCAGGGAUUAAAGCAUGAAUGGGAGCAGCUUCCCAGCCACGAUGGAGAGAGAAGACGGUUCAGGCUGUGGGAAUAAGCUCCGGGCUGUUGCAGAGAUGUGUGUGCGAUGCAGAGCCCACCGAAGAGAGGUGUCUGCUGAUCCCCGAGUUCCUUCGCAGUACCAUCUCAGAAAUCACGACAGCUGGUGUCCUGCCAAUGCAACACGGAAAGUAGAGUUCAGACUCUCUCCUUCCAUUCCUGCCUUGUGCACUCUACACCGGUGGGCUGGGUUGUCAGGAAAAAUUUGCUUUUCUGCACUGUCUGCCAUCUGGGAGCCCUGUCAAAGCCCAGUGGAUGGGGAUUGAAGGCUAUAGCUCAGCAAACGAAGUCUGCACACAACCCAGAAAGGAGAAAGGGCCAUGGGAUUAGUCUCAGCUGCCUUGCUGGAUGACAUUCUUAAAUUCCCUAGCGCAGUUUUUCCCUCAGAUUCAGCUCCUGAAAGACAAAAGGCAACUAAUCCAGAAGAAAUACCUUAACUCUGCCUCACCUUCCAUUCAGCUGGAAAGAGACCAGGAGGAAAAGGAUGGAUGCCGAGGCUCUGCUCUGGAUUUCAUGAAUGGAUGAACGUAGAGAUGCAAGUGGGGAUUUUGAGGGGAUUUGGAAGCCUGCUCCAGGAUUUGUCUGGCACGCAAAGCAUUUAUAAUACCUCCAGCAUUAUCAUAACAUAAUGCCAGCGUGAUUCAGGGCCCGCUUUGGCUCUUAGCGAAUAAAAAGCAUAACUCCCACCACCAUCUGCAGGAGAGGAAUCCCACUUUUGAUAAGUUGUACUUUUGAAUAGCCCGUACUCUUCUCUUGUCCCGGCGGCACAAAGCGACGGCCAAGAUGCUUUUGUGUGCUGCUGUGAUUGAGUGGGCCUGGUUGCAUAUGUGUGUGGGUGCUGAGCGAGCUGCACAAGUAACGCUGCCUGGGAGCAGCGCACCGUGGCCUCUUGCAGAGAAAUUUGGUGUGACGGUGGAGUGGGUGCUGGGUUACCUCCCCCUGGGCUUGUCUAUAAAUACCACCUGGGUGCUGAAGGCUUCUGCCUAAACUCCUUUCUUUUUUUUUCCCCCAUCUGUUUAGCAGCUUCUAAAGCUAGAGAAGAAAUGUGUACCAACGCAUUCCUCUUAACUCAGGUGGCCCUGUGAGGGUUAGAACUAUACUUAUCAGAGGCUGCAAGUCCAGCUUCUUGGGGAACGAGCCAAAGCCAGCAAGUGCUGGGGAAUGACAUUACUCUGACCACACGGGACCAGACUAGAUGAUCUGCUGUGAUCGUUCUCUCCGAAUCCCAGCGACUCUGUAAACCUGGAGCUGUGCAGAGACACCAGUGGCCCUGCAGUGCUUAUGGCUGGUAAAUGCACGUGAGCUUUUUCCAGCUUUGGCUUGUGUCUUCCCCAUCCAGCCACAAAACAUAGUGCCACUCUUGUACUGAUGCAGCAGUCCUACGGUAGGAAUUAGUGUUCUGGGAACCACUGUCCCAAGGCCCAUCACUACACAGUUGAAACACGUCAUCAUGCUGUACCAUUUUUGGGUGCUCCAGAGCAGGAUUUUGGGCCCUUUUUGUGGUCUUUGUGCUCUGCUCAAUUUUAGAAUGGCCGUGGAUGCUCAAAGCGCAACAAGAGAUGCACUGCGCUUGCAUGUUUCCUGCUGCCUCCUCUCCGUGCCUGCCCAGCCAGCCUUGCCUCUCAUCAGCACUUCUGGAAGGAUUUUCUGUAUGUGCAGACGAGCAACAACGCUGAAAGAAAUCAUUCAUACUGCCUCAUUGGGUGUAGGAUCCAUCAUUCAAUCCGAGGCAGCAAUUACACUGUCCUGAGCAGCCCAGCACUGCCGUGUUCACACUCAGACUUGAUGCAAGGGAAGCAUAACUUUGCUAUUUUGUGCGAGCCCCUGCGUGCCUGCUGUAGCUAAAUGCCUCCCUGAUAUGUGAAUAACUCCACGGGGGCCCGUGACAACGUGCCAGAUAAGUCACUGUCCUCCUGCGGGCACCGCGUUGCUUCCAGUGCCCUCCUUGCCCUGCCAACCCUCUGUCCGUGUGGGGAGCUGUAACUGCAAGCCCAAGGGAAAGGUUGGAGUUUGUGGAGUGUACAGGAGGUUUCCUUCCAAAUGAGUCCCUGAGGUUCCUGCCAGCAGCUCCACUGGUGUCCUGUGGAAUUGCCAUCCUGCUUCUGGUCCCAGCAGCCGAGGCCCCUCCAAACCUGCUUCUGCAAUGGGCUUCGACUCCAAGGAAUACUGCUUGUCGGACCGGGACAUUGUGGAGGUGGUGAGGACAGAAUACGUUUAUACCCGCCCACCCCCGUGGUCAGACACCCUCCCCACCAUCCACGUCAUUACACCCACCUACAGUCGGCCGGUGCAGAAGGCAGAGCUGACGCGCUUGGCCAACACCCUCCUGCACGUGCCCAACCUGCACUGGAUCCUGGUGGAGGACUCGCAGCGGCGCACGCCGCUCAUCACCCGCCUGCUGCGGGACACGGGGCUCAACUACACCCACCUCAACGUGGAGACGCCCCGCAACUACAAGCUGCGGGGAGAUAUGAGGGAUCCACGCAUCCCCCGGGGGACCAUGCAGAGGAACCUGGCCCUGAGGUGGCUGAGAGAGACCUUUAACAAAAAUAACAGCCAGCCUGGGAUUGUUUACUUUGCCGAUGAUGAUAACACCUACAGCCUGGAGCUGUUCGAGGAGAUGCGCAGCACCAGGAAGGUGUCGGUGUGGCCAGUAGCCUUUGUCGGCGGCUUGCGCUACGAGUCCCCCAAGGUGAACGCUGCGGGGAAGGUCUACGGCUGGAAAACGGUGUUCGACCCCCAUCGCCCCUUCGCUAUAGACAUGGCAGGGUUUGCUGUGAACCUCAGGCUGAUUCUCCAGCGAUCUCAGGCUUACUUCAAACUGCGAGGAGUGAAAGGAGGCUACCAGGAGAGCAGCCUGCUCCGGGAACUAGUGACUUUGAAUGACCUUGAGCCGAAAGCUGCCAAUUGCACUAAGAUUUUAGUCUGGCAUACAAGGACGGAAAAGCCUGUGCUGGUGAAUGAGGGGAAGAAAGGAUUCACAGAUCCCAACGUGGAAAUCUGACUGUUCAUGGCUGAGCGGAGACCAACACCAGAUUUCUUUGUGCACAGCCUGCAAAGUUCCUCUCCACAGCAUACAACCAGCCAGACAUGCAGUAGCCAGGACCUCUGCUGACUUCCAAGAGUUUUAGAGUACUGAAAACAAGCAACACUGCAUACAUAAACUACUCAGAUUCCCCUGCCCUUCCUCCUGGACUCUGAGCAGGACCAGACUCUCUGGAGGUGGAGAAAAAGCACAGAAAACACAGGACUGACAUCAAUCAGUACAAGACCAGCUGCCUCGCGACAUGCUCGGUUUGGGAGAAGCGCAUGCAGGGCACGAUGCACUGAAGACACGGCCCAGCUGGAACGGCGGUCUAGACUGAGGGGGCUGUUUUACAGGACCUGAAAGCGAGGGUGAGAACGCCCACAGGAGUGGGUUGGCCCCCGGUGACUUGUUUUUCCUGAGACACACGUACCUUGUGGCUAUGUGUGCGACAGCCUAAGCAGCUCUCUGUUCACGGAGGGGACAGCUGCCUUCUGAGAUGGCACCUUAGCCCUUAAUUUUAAACCUACUUUAAUCAGUGUUUAUUACGCUGCACAAGACAGGAAGGUUUUUGGGGAGGGUGAAAAGCAAGGCAAGUUAGAACAAACCCAUUAAGUAUCUCUGUUCUCUUUGUGUUCCCUCUUCCUUCUUUAGCUUCAUGGUUUGGAGGGCACUGACAUACCUCUGUGUUCCUGGAUGGAGUUAUGUUUACAGCAUGUGGUUCUCUAUUCAUCCAUGCUAAAAUAACUGGAAGUGGAUUUUAAUGAGAUUGUCGUGGCAAUACACCGUAAUACUUCAUCCAGGCUCAGAUCUUGGUUCUGUUUCACUCUAAUUUGGUUCACAUGAGCAUUAGCUGUGGGAUUCUCUGAAGGGCGCUCCAACACAAAGACAAAUUUCCAGUCUUAAAAAAUAAAGUUAGCUGCUUAAAACUAGGGAUUGAAUGAUAAAAGCUGAUUUUGGUGCAUUUACCAUUCUGCUGGAAUAUAUCCUUCAGCCCCAGCCCCUUUUCCAGGGCCAUGCUAAACUCCCGCAGAGCAGUUGGAGAGUUAACUUCGGAUAGAGCAGCACCCUUGUAAAGGGGAUCCUGGGCUUAGUGCUCUGCUUCUUCAGCACCAGGCUUGAGGUAGGUUGAAAAACUAUCGAUGUAGAACAUUAGUCGCCUCUCCCCUGUUCUAUAACAUCAAAGGAGCAAAGCAUCGCACUGAUGAAAGGGUGUUCUCUGAUGAAACUGUGUUUUGCGUCUCAGUGAGACACAAGACUGAGCAGUGCAGAAGAGGAACGUGGGUGCUACUACCUUGGUAGACUCUGUAUUUGAGAUUGACAAACUUGCUGAGGAAGAAAUUGAGGUACAACAUACCCCUCCUCCCCACCUCUCUCUUUACAAAAAACAACUUACCUCCCUGUUCAUAGUUGUUGGCAAACCUUUGAUCAACCCCCGCUGUCCCAAUUCCUUCAACAAAGUCUGAAGCACAAUUUUACCUUGGAAUUGAGGGAAAAUGUAAUCCUGGAAAUAGACUUGGUUAUUUUUAGCCCUAACACAUAGAACUAUUAAAAUGCUCUAGAUUUGAUUGUUAGCUUCACAGUGCAGAAGUCUCCCCUUGGACUAAUGACAUUGUGUAUUCCUAAUAUUUUUUUUUUAAUAUUUUUUGUAAGUUAUUUUCUGCCACUGUAUAUCAAAACCAUUGGGGAAAAGUGCAUUCUUUAGUUCCCAGUCACAGAAGCCUUGCUAUGUAGCCUUUACAAAAAAGCUCCUUUAGAUGCAUUGGCUGAGGCGUUUCUUGGAUAGAAAGCAUUUGAUGCUACUGGCUGCUCUGUGGGAACGGGUAUUGUUAUCUCGUAUUAAAACAGUAUCUCUCUGCA